This is a messenger RNA of Apaloderma vittatum (bar-tailed trogon), 738 nucleotides long. RefSeq names its product 1-acyl-sn-glycerol-3-phosphate acyltransferase epsilon-like. Bases 180 to 626 code for a protein of 148 amino acids. The record is from RefSeq and is a predicted model, not a curated record. Gene Ontology annotation, molecular function: acyltransferase activity. Lineage: Eukaryota; Metazoa; Chordata; Aves; Trogoniformes; Trogonidae. The transcript has 3 exons. Gene Ontology annotation, cellular component: endomembrane system; mitochondrion.
AUAAAUCUUCUGUGAUUUCACAGGGGUUCUGAAGUUCCGUAGCUUGAUGUUCUUUUGUGAAUGUAGUCCAGUUUACUUUCAAACAGUGUAAUUAUUUAUUUUUUUUCCCUAUAGGACUUGCUGUAUUAAAGCAUGUGCUAACACCACGUGUGAAGGCAACUCAUGUAGCCAUUGACACGAUGAAAGACUAUCUGGAUGCAGUGUAUGAUGUGACUGUAGCUUACGAAGGUACCGUGGACCACAAAGGGCAAAGAAAACUGGCACCAUCUAUGACAGAGUUUCUUUGCAAGGAAUGCCCAAGAGUUCAUAUUUUCAUUGAUCGAAUUGAACUGAAGGACAUUCCAGAAGAGCAGAUGUAUAUGAGAAGGUGGCUUCAUGAACGUUUUGAAAUAAAGGAUAAGUUACUAAUAGAGUUUUACGAUGCAAAGGAUUCCAAAAGAAGAAAUAAGUUCCCUGGGAAAAGUGUUCAUUCCAAACUGAGCCUCAAGAAAACUUUGCCAUCUUUGCUGUUUUUAGGUGGCCUGACUGCUAGUAUGCUUCUGACAGAAUCUGGAAGGAAACUUUACGUAAAAACAUGGAUCUAUGGGACUUUAAUUGGCUGCCUGUGGGUUAGCAUUAAACCAUAAGCAGAUGUUGGUCUCCAGUCAGUGAAAUGUGCAGUCUUUUCUUGCACAUUGCACCAACCUUUUUCCUGACUUUAUAGUAAAAAACAGUGUAAAUAAAGCCUUAUUGAUCGAA